CGAUAACAAAAUUUAGUGUUGACUAAUGUCAUAGUGCUAACAUAAAAAUAAAAAGGGUUACUCUUAACUGUAUAAAUGGACUACCCUUACCCGGCAGUUUGCCUAGAAUGCAAACAAAAAUUUUAAAUGAUGACUUUAGAUGAUGAAAGCGAAAAAUACAUACAGGAAAAAUUAUAUCGUAGCCGCGGCAAAUGUGCAAUCUAUGCAUGCCAAUCGGAUAUAUACGUCGAGCUGAAGCAGAAAUCCAAUGCGCAUGCUAGGACAUCAAUUUCCGCAAUGGUUGAGAACGCCAAUAGUUUCACACUCGAUAUUGGGCACGAUGUUUGGUUUCAAAUAGCCAUGCAUUUAGAUCCAGAAGAUGUUCAGACCUUUGCCUUGGUCUGCAAGCAGACUGCGAAGCUGGUCAAUUCUCGAGUCUUCUGGCGUAAUAUGUACAAACGAUAUUGCAUGGGUAGCACAGCCAAGGGCUGGAACUUGGAGCUGCCUGCUCAGUUGCAACUGGAGCAGAUACGUAACUGUGAUACGAAAACGCUACGUGCUAAAGUUAUUGAGGCGCUUUACCACUGCUAUAGUCCACUAAAAACGCGCCUGGAACUGGGCUAUAGCCUGGACUGGUUGCUGCAACGUACAUUUAUGUCCUGCUCGCAACAGCAAUAUCAAUGCUUGUGGAUCAUAUGCUAUGCACUUCGGAAUCAACAAGCAACAGCGCGUAGAGGGUUAGCUGACGAUGCCGGUGAGUUGGCGCAAGGGGGCAACGAAGUGAUCAAUGAUUGGGAAGCGUUGGCAGAGGAUGCUGAGCUGUCUGCAGGCACAGCCAACUAUUGCUCCUAUCGUCAUGAAGGUGUUGUUCUCCUAAUUGUACUGUGCCGGCAAUUUGUGCCACUGCCGCUACAGUUGCUCUACAAUCAGCAACAGUCGCUCUUUCGCUUGAAGGCCACACGCGAACUGCUCUGCACGGAUAUGCGUGCCAAAAACUUGGAGCUGGACUUUGUCGAGGACAAUAGUAGCAACAGUCUGAGCGUCACUGUUAAAUAUUCACGCAUUGAAAAGUACAAAGUUCUGCCCUGGUGGCAUCCAGAUUUCAAAAGGUUUCUCAAAUAAAUUUCAAAUUAUUUUAAUAUAUAACUUGAUGCAUCGUAUAGAUGACGAGGUUCCUGUAACAUGUACGCCAUACUGUCUUCACUAAAUAUUAUAAAUAUUAUAACUAUAGUGGUGGAUAUAUAAAUUCUAUAAGAUCAGGAAGCCAGCCAAGGGUCAGAUAUAUCAGUUUUUAGAAAAACGAAAUCUUUAUCAGUGUUGUCGCUAUUGUAGCAAUCAGGUGAUUCUACAUGAACUUUUGUGGGGCAUCGAAGAGACCUUAUCUCAUAUGUGGUGCAUCCAUGUAUACAAUAUACAAGCCAGAUGACAGACUGAAAACAUAUGUUAUACAUUGUUUGGUUACUACCGGAGAGCUUCCCAUUUGAAUUGCAGAUAAAAUGUCGAACGUAAAU
Messenger RNA from Drosophila hydei, 1490 nucleotides. RefSeq names its product transmembrane protein 183 (gene fsd). The transcript has 3 exons. The record is from RefSeq and is a predicted model, not a curated record. Gene Ontology annotation, cellular component: SCF ubiquitin ligase complex. Gene Ontology annotation, biological process: regulation of protein stability. NCBI's taxonomy places the organism in Eukaryota, Metazoa, Arthropoda, Insecta, Diptera, Drosophilidae. The coding region runs from base 127 to 1101 and encodes 324 amino acids. Gene Ontology annotation, molecular function: protein binding.